Molecule: messenger RNA, 795 nt
Organism: Aspergillus chevalieri
Lineage: Eukaryota; Fungi; Ascomycota; Eurotiomycetes; Eurotiales; Aspergillaceae
Exons: 2
Coding region: 1-795 (264 amino acids)
Biological process (GO): lipid metabolic process
Cellular component (GO): membrane
Molecular function (GO): oxidoreductase activity, acting on the CH-CH group of donors
Source: RefSeq, a predicted model, not a curated record
AUGCCCGGCAAGCUCCGCGACAACGUCUCCCGCAUCAAGGAGCCCUCGCCCCUUGGAAAAUCCCUCUUCGUGGGCCUCCGCGCAGCAGACGUCUUCUGGCAAUACAAUCUUCUUACACGAGGAUGGGGUCUCCGUUUAAUCGAGAAACUAGGCGGCCAGUCCGUGUCACCUUUACACGUCUUCAACCCACUAUCCGUCACCGGCCUACAGCCUUACUAUGGACUAGUUAGUCUGUUAUCCAUUGGUAGCAGCGUGAAGCAAAUCAUCCAUAUUAUUUUUGUCUCUGAGCAAACGAUGAGCCUUGGGUCUGGGGUUGCUAUUCCAGCUUUCAAUACUGUAUUUAAUACUUUGAAUACCCUGCUUUCGCUGUGGGCAGUCACUUCGCCUGUCUCUUCUGUUCCAGAAUUAGGAACUCUGCUCGACACUUUCUCUUCUUCUCCUUUGGUUGCAGUCGGACUGGGUGCCUACGCUAUCGGUCUGUUGGUCGAAGCUGUGUCCGAGUUUCAGCGGAAGUCAUUCAAGCAGGAUCCCAGGAAUCAAGGGAAACCGUACGGCGGGGGAUUGUUCUCGCUAGCGACGAACAUCAAUUACGGAGGCUACACUGUUUGGAGAGCUGGGUAUGCGAUGGUCUGUGGGGGUUUUGCAUGGGCAGCAACGACUUUUGGGUUCUUCUUCUAUGACUUUGCGUCCCGCGGGGUUCCGGUUUUGGAAGAGUAUAUGACGCAAAGAUACGGCGAUGCGUACAAGCAAAUCAAAUCUCGCGUUCGGUAUUCGUUGAUUCCGGGGAUCUGGUAG